AAUCAUUAAAAUUUUUCCCAAAAAGUAGUAACAAAAUAUAUUCUUUUUUCUGGAUGGGUAUAUCUUUAUUUCUUCAUUUCGUGGGAUUGGACGUAAUGCGAAAUUGUAAACAAUAACCUAGCAAUUACAAGUAGUCAGUUACCGAUUAGUCAGAAAUAUUGUUUUAGUCUAACAUGUAAAUAUGUAUAGAAUGAUACCAUAUGAUGUAAGUCACUAAUUUAAGCGAGAUAAGAUCUUGUUUGUUAGCUUAAAAGAUCUUAAAAACUGUACAGUAUGUUUUUUCAUUAGAGAUGAUAGGAAGUUGUUAUUCACAUUGUUUUGAUUAUAUUAUUCAUAUUAUUAUUCCACAAAUCAAAACUAAAUAUUUCAAUAAAAUAGAAAAACUGAUUUAACAAAUCGGCAAAUAGCCAGUUUCUAUAAAAUACUUUUGUAGUAUGUAGUACUUUAUACUCUGCUUAAUCUGUGUUAUGAAAACAACGUUUUGAAUUAGAACUAUAACAAUACUUAUUGCACCAAAUAAUAAGAUAAUACAUGUGACACAUCAUGGAUGGAAGAAGAUCACACUGGUCAAGAAAGUUAAUAUUGAGAUAAGUAAUUUUGUGAAAAGAGGCGAUGAAUAUUAUUUGGUACGGAUAAAAAGGUUAGAGCAAUUCAGUGUAUAGACUAUAUUGGAAAAUGAAAAUGGAUAUAGAAAAAAAUGUCUGGUUACGUCGGAAACUUUCCAGAAAAUCCCUCGUAUAUUGUUCAGUUGAUAAGAAUUGGAUUAACAUGAUAGUUUUUGGUGUUGGUUAAAUUUAGUUGUUUAUCAUCUUUUGUAGUAUUAUGGAUUGCGAUCAUUAACAAGUAACGUUUCAGCAAGUAUCUUCGCACAAUAUUAAAUUUAACAGCUCAGCAAGUGGUUUUGACAAUAAUUCCUUUUAUAUGUUAAUAUUCCGAUAUUAUGUACAGAAUUUAUUUGAAAUUACAGCGGCAAUUGUACUUAGGGUAUAAAAAUGAAUUAACAGAGUGAAGUUCCGAAAACAGAAAUUCACCGAUUGGCCUCAAAUUUUUACCAGAUACUUUAUCUGAUAGAGUCUAUCGUACACUAGAUUAUUGUACCUAAAAGGAUUUUUGGCAUCUCGUAAGGAAAGGGAAUGUAAAAAUUUUCCUAUCCUAACCUAAUCUAACCUAACCACGUAGAGUACUUUGACGAUUUGAAGCUAAUAGGUAGGUUCCGGUUUUUGGAAAUCCAGCCAAAAUACAAAUUGACACUUUAAAUAAAUAUUAAGUUUGUUGAUUUCAGAACACCACAGUUCUCAAUUAAUUAAUGUAAGUGAUUUUUAUUAUUGUUAUACUUUUAUACAAAUCCAUUGAAUCCAUAACACCUAGAAUGAAAAGUCAUGGGAAGGGUAUCUCCAUCUUACCAAGCUGGGUAGCCUAUAUCUGCGAUGAUAAUUCUUAUGCUGAUCUCAAUCACAUUUUCUUUUAAUGCAUCAAUCACAUUAAUAAAAUAGACAAUUUAUUACAAUCUCUACCUUUAAACUUCACACACCUUUUAAGCUGAGAUAAUCGACAUCCUUUAGAUUUAUAAGUAAAUUUUAUCAAAAACAUUGAAAUUAAUAUUUAGGUAAAAUCAUGUGGCUGAUGGACUUGCUUCCAAGCAAUUUUCUUUCACACACACACAUACUUUUAUACAUAUUUUGACAUUAUACUGUAACCACAUUUUCAAUCCCCGAUGAUAAUUACAUAAGUAUUCGAAGGCUCAGAUUAUAAAUAUACUUUGGUGUUUGAUUGCCACAACUAAAAUAUUCAUAAACUAGUUGGCAAUUCAUAUACAGAUCUUCUUCUUCCUUUGGUUCUUUGCUACUUCUGUCCAUUUAAUCCUUGCUUGACUUUUUGUAGCUGUAGCUUUUUCUUUGUUCACCCUUUUUUUCUUUCACCUCUCUCUCUCUCUCUCCUCCCUUCAAUACAAUUCUCAUAAUUCUCUGCUGUGGUAAUCUUGCUGUGUGUUCUAACCAUCAUUAGUUCCUAUUACUUUGUAACCUUUCAGAUUCCUCUUUCCAGUUCAAUUUCUUCAAGGUUUGUAUAUCUACUAUAUACUAUACUAUGAUACUCCUAGAAGUCCUAGAUAAUCAAAUUGAUCUUCAACGUUACAAGUUGUUAUUUAAUUUGUAUUGUUGCUAUCAACUGGGUUUUCAAAGCAGGUUUCCACGCAUUUAUUUAUUUGUGAGCCAAACCUUUUUGUUUUAUCCACAAAUUUACUAAAAACCUUUUCUAUUUGUCUGUUGGACUUUGUUAUUGAGACAGAUGAAGCGCCUGUUGAUUGUAUGUUACUUUGUCUUAAUAGUAUUACUAAUAUAAUUAAUAUUUAAUAGGUUCGUAGAGAGAAGAUUGCCUUGCCUGAGUUUUUGGUUCACUAACUUUAUUCGAUAAAUAGUGUACCAUUAAAAUUCAGGCCAAUUGAUGAAUUUGUGAAAGAUGCUUAUUAUCUUUAUUUCAAAAUUAAAAAUCGAAAACUUUGAAACAUAUUUUGUAUUCAAACAAUAUUAUAUAAGCUAUAAUACUAGUUCCUAUUAGUGUUGAUGGAUAGUGAUUUCGAACCAUAAACAUCAGAUCAAAACCGGCCCCAACUGUUUUCUCCAGUCGAACUGAAUGAUUUAGUAAGAGAUGUGGGACCUCCAAAAUAUCUUUUUGAAUUACUGGCGUCUAAAUUGAAGCCAAAAACUCUGUUCCAGAUACACCUUGUCUUAAUAUAUAAAUUAUGAUAGAGAUUAUGAGGCUGAAUUUUUGAAAUAUUCUUCUUCAAACGGUUCCGUUGUGCACGGCCAAGCAAAUGUAGGUAAAGUUACUCGCCUACGAGCUCCAAAAAACACUUCGUUCUUCCUUUCACAUAAUGGCAAUGCUUCUAUUGCGGUCGGUCAUUCAAUUAAGAUCAUGGAAAACUAUGCAAAUUUAGAGGAAUUACUUCUAAGAAUACAAUGUGAAGUGUGGGGAGAUCUAAAUAUUCUAUGUUCUCUCUUGGUCAGUAGGUUGAAUUUACAAAAUUUUAAUGAUUUUUGAAUGAGUGGGAUAAUAGGAACCUAAACAACAUUGGAUACGAAGAGACAAACAGCAAAUUUAACACCUGGAAGCAAAUUUAUAUUUUGUGAAAGUUUUAUUGUCUCAAUUCCAUCAAUCCACAUGUGAAACAAUGUGUAAAAUAUUUCAGGUACUAUCAGAGGUAAUCUUUUUAGGGCUGCAGAUAAAGAGCUUGUGAAAGAAAUAGAAUUUGCAAAUGUGAUAGAAAAUAUGGAGAACAAUGUAUGGAGUGCUUUCAAAGCAGUUCAACAUACAUUCAUUGGAAAUUAUUAAGAUUAUUAAAAUUAUUAUCCAAAUUGAAAAUGUGUUGAAAAAAUUCAGGAGUCGUCGUUGUAAUAUCAUAAAAAUUCAAUUUUCACAUUCCCAGUUGGACUAUUUUGCAGAAAAUCUUGGUGAUGGGCGUGAAGAGCAAGAUGGAAGAUUUUACCAAGACAUUUAAGAAAUGGAAAUAAGGGCACUGGGACACAAAAAAUAUUACAAUUACAGUUGAAAAUUAGCGAGACAGAUUCUUUCAGCUGAAUAUGAUAAAAAAAUAACUAAAAAAAGGUUUUCUUCCACAAAGAAAUAACUUUUUUUUAUAUUUUGGGAUUUUAUUGUUUUGAAAGGUAACCUUAAGUGGUAUGAAAAAAAUUUGUAAUAAGGAUAAGGAUAAUCGUUAGAAAACAGUUGAAAUUUGAAUCAACUUACAGACCUGGGUUAUGCUCAUGUAACAAAAUAAUCAUUUAAUUUUCCAAUCAAAAUGGUUUGCUUUCAUAUUUUCGUGAAAAUGCAAUUAGAAUGAAUCUAAUUAAUUUGGUAAGACGAAUUAUACAAUUAUGACGUAUAAAAGUAUCAAUAUAAAAGUUAAAAGGAGUAGUUUUCUUCCAAAUGGAGAAAAAGUACUACAUAUUUUUUGAAAUUUUGUGUUUUUUGUUUGAUUUCUGUAGGCAGGUAGGUUUGCCCCUUCCUUUCUACGCUCCUGUUAUUGAAUAUUGGAAACAAUAAUGUGUCUGAUAGUAUCACACUUUCCAUUAUCAUCCCACCAUUUUCACCUCUGAUAUAUUGUGUAAUUACAAAUUUUUAAGUACACAUAAAAAACUCUAAUUUAACUGUAUAAACAAACGACAAACGACAAACAAAUGGUAUUUGUCGCGAUUCCAUGUUGAAAUAGUAGAAUUUAAGAUGUGUGUUUUGCGACAAGGUUUCACUGAAAGAUAUGUAUUAAUAAAACUUGUGAUUUUAGUUAGUUUUUGCUUAAAAUAUGGAUAUUGUGAUGACGAUAAUAGUAAGCGUUGCCCGAGGGAAAUAACUAUAGUCAACAAUUCAACUCAAGUAUAUUGGAAUUCAAAAGGAAUUGAUAAUGAAAUCGUCUUAUCUUCCCCACCUUGUACGGACAAAUAUGGAAAUUUAGUAACAAGAGUUUGCACCAAUAAUACGUGGAUUCCCGCAAAUUCCACUAAUCUUUGUUCAAAGCUCACACGGUAUGGAAAACGAUGUCCUGUUCAAUUUUCAGAAACGUCUGAUAGUUGCAUUUUUUUCGCCGCUGCUCAACCAUGGGGUAAUAUAUGUAGCUUUGAAGCAUUAACCGAAGAUUCCAACAAUGUACCGUUGAAAAACGAACUACUUUGGCUGCCAUACAAGAGAUUACACGAAUACGGACCUUUUGAAUCACUAACUUUUGGAGAAAAUUUUGGUAUUCCUAUUAAGAAACCUAUAAAGGGAGCUUUAACUGAUGUAGAUUUUUUUAAUAAGAAUUGUUUGGUAGUGAAUACGUCGUCAGAAGAAUACUACCCUGAAUUUUGUGACCGAUAUCAUCGAUACGUUUGCCAGUUUUCUAAAGAAGAAGUUUACGCUAGGUGCCCCCAUGAUUGCGUUAGUGUGGAUAUACUUUCGGACGCAUGUUACUGCAAGCAGAAACAAACUUGUUCCGAAUUGGCAAAAGUAAACACUAUGUAUGAUUUCACAAUGUUGUCGGACUUAGCCGAUGAUGAUGAAUCUAUAGUUGGAACUAUCACUUAUCCAGAUUUACCAUUUUAUGAAUUCAAUCAAUCUCUUAGUGAACAUUCUUGGUAUUAUACAAAGAAAAAUUUGUCUUAUUCUCUUUGUAUUACUCAACAUCCGAAACAAAAUUCUGUUGAAGAAGCUCAGUUGACACUGAAUUUUGACGACAAAGAAAGGAAAUUGUAUUUGACUAUAUACUCGCCUGAAGGUCUUUUCGAAAACGCAAACGAAAAAACAAUUUAUUGUUUUACUAAUGCAGCUCCUUAUACUAUUAAAACGAGAAAAGAUGUCGAACAAAUAAUCGAAAAUAGAGAAAAUGUUCGAUCGUACAACGUAUACGAGGUUGAUUUAGAAGAUAAAAUUGGUAUUUAUUAUUGCGAAGUUUUCAAAAGUACAUAUUAUGUAGACGAUAAAAUCAAAUCGAAUCCUGUAUUGGCCUAUAAAACUAAAUCUGGUACCGAAUUUUCGGCACGAUUAAAAAUCAGUAAUGUAUGUCAGUUAUUUAACUGCAACCAAACGAAUUUAAUCGAUUUUAAAAGAAUUUUGAACAAAUCUCUGAAUUUUUUCAAAGAAGAAACAAGAGUUAUGGAUAUUUACAAUUUCGAUUUGAAAUCUGUAGAUAUAUUAAUUCAUAUAUCAAAUGAAGACACAAACGAUGCUCUAGAAGAUUUCAAAUAUAUCAAAGAUAACCUAGAAAGUAGAGAGGACAUAAAUGUUAUAUAUAUAAGAAAUAGUGAAUAUUGUUUACCUGAAACUUUACAUAAUUUAAGUUGGCCGUUAACGCCAAUAAGUCAAAGUGCGGUAUCUGACCAAAAUUGUCUACAACCAAAUGGUUUACCUGUUAUACGAAUAUGUAGAGGUGAUUUUUUAACAGGUGCUGAAUGGGGAGAUGUUAUAGGAGAAUGUUCUAGCGAUGUGGAAUUACCAGAGAGUACUAAAUAUAUUUAUUCCGCGUUACAACAAAAUUUAACUACAGAAACUGUUAACAACGUUACUAAUGUUAUAGAAAACGAUCCUAAUUUACCAGUUCUCUCAAUAUAUUACGCCUCAAAAUUUUUGAAUAAGAUUUUUGACGAUAUCAACAGCAAUAUAUUAGUAGACACUACUAACAACGAAAACAAUUCAGUGGACAGUACCAUGAAGAUAAUUGACAAUUUGUUGAAUGUAAAUAGGGAACUUUUGGCGUCUUCACAAGAUCUUUUAAACGUCACCGACGAUUUAAUAGAUGUAGUAGAAAAUAUAUUGAUUGAAACAACAUCAAAUUUAACUACGUUUCUACUCCAGGAACAAAAUGUUAUUGUACAUGUCACUAAUCCAAUUUCAAGUGAUAUUUACGGCGUGGUAAUUUACCAGGAACAAGGUAAAGAACCAAUCGUGGCUGAUCUUCACAGUAAUAGUUCUUUGUACGAUCUUGGUCCUAACGCACUUUUCGCUUUAUUAAUACCCGAAGAAAUUUUAAAUCAUAAAAACAGUUCUAAUAUAACAAUUAUUACUACGAUUUAUUUCAAAGAUGCUUUUUUUGAAAGUAACCAUACAACAAGGCCCUCAGGUCCUGUUGUGAGUGUCACUAUUCCAGAAUUUGGUGGGUACCUACCGAGUAGUAUACCUAUAAUGUUCAAAGAAUCUAAUUAUAGUGAAAUACCAGAAUGUGGAUUUUGGGAUUAUGGGAAGAAAACAGUUAGAAAAAAAGGGCAUUGGUCUACAUCCGGAGGAGUUUAUAUGGGAGAAUUUGAUAUAGAAAAUCAUUAUCAUAUUUGUAUGUAUUCACAUUUAACUCAUUUAUCUAUGUUGAGAAUAACCAUGGAAAAAUUCUUGAGUAGUACGGAUGAUGUUAUUUUAGAUGUUAUAGCUAUAAUAGGAGAUAUAAUGACUUUGAUAGGUAUAACAGGAAUCUUUUUAACAGCAUUUCUUUUUAAAAUAUGGAGAAGGAAGCAGGGUACGAUAAUUUUACUAAAUCUAUCAAUAUCGAUCCUUUUAGAAACGUUCAUUAUGCAAAUAAGUGAUUCAAAGUUCUUUGUAACAGUACACAGUUGUACAAUUUUGGGUAUCUUACUGCAUUACUUUGUAAUAAGCAAAUUUUGUUGGAUGUUGGUAUAUUCUUUUUUACAGUACAUGAGAUUUGUGAAGGUUUUAACUAUACUACCAGAAAACAUAGUACUGAAAUCAAUCAUUUUUGGCUGGGGAUUCGCUAUUUUACCGGUAGGCAUUGUUAAUAUUAUCAAUUCAACAACGUAUACAAAAAGAAAAUACAACUACUGUUACCCAGUGGGAGCUAAUUUAUAUUACGGGGUAUUAUUGCCAGUGAGUAUAAUAGUAUUUGUUAAUACUUUCGUAUUUUUUGCUGUAAUGAGAAGAAUCACAUCGAACACCGUUGAAUCUCACGGAAGUAAAGAAAAUAUUCAAAAACUACAAAUACAAUUAGCUUGCCUUUUAUUUUUUGUACUAGGUGUUCCUUGGAUGUUUUGGGUGUUUGCUAAUUUCAUUUAUAUACAAUGGUUGAAAUUAACUUUGAUUUAUUUAUUUGCUGUAACUUCGAACAUACAAGGUUUCAUACUCUUCUUGUUCUACGUUAUUUUAAAUAACGAAACCAAAGCUGCCUGGGCGAAAUAUUUUCGUAAAAAUAGGCCCAAAUCGUUUUCUAGUAGCAUCAAAACGUCUAGUAAAUCGAACUAGUAUCUUACGUUUUUAAAAAAUGUACUAAUUGUUUCUUUUAUUGUCUCUUUAAAUUGAUUGUAUUUCCGUAUCUGCCUAAAUUAGGAACAUAAUAAAACCGUGUUAGUUUAGCAUUUUCGAAAUCGUAGAAUGAAUUAAUUUAUCGAGGUUUUCUAGACGACAUAAAUCGAUACUUCCGAUUUUACUAAUGAUUGGUUUUUGAACUGGGGAACUAAAUGAAAUGUUUUGUUUAGGAGGGCCUAUAUUUAGGCGAUUUAGGCAAGAUAAGACAUGCAGUAAGAAAAAAGUGAAAAAUAAUUGUUGUUCACCUUUUUAUUUAUUUAUAUUCGAUUUGUGUAUUCUCUCUUGAUGUUGUUAAGAAAACUGAGGAACGAAUCCAUUUUCCGGUUAGGUUAGAUGAGUUAAUUUUACUUAAGCUUAGGUUAGGUUGACUAAAUUAACCGAUAACACAGAAAAAUGUUUUUAUAUGAAAUGCGAUAUGUUUUGUAAUCGAGAGGAACUGCUGUUUCGAGUAAUUCAUAAAUCCAGUUAAAAAUGCCGAACUGGAAGUCAACUAACCGGAAGUACUAAUUUCCAACAUCUGGGACAUCGAUAAAUGAAAUCUGUGACCUCUUAAUGCCGUCAAAUUUUCAUUAUCAUUUUGAACUGAUACAAAAGUACUUCUUUCAAUUUUUUCUUAAUGUACUGAAUUUUUUUACUUGUCGGUCUUAUUCUUGUAAUUUAUAAAUUGCAGGGCCUGCUUUACUUUAACUAUCUUUAUAAGCCCUUGAAUUGUUUUAAUUCUUAUGAAAUAUCGUGGGUUUACAACUAAUACUGACCAUGUGAAAAACUAGCUUUUUAAAAAAUAACACGACCAAGUUGACCAAAUCUACCGAUGCUGCAUAUAAUACUCUACGAGUUUAUUGUAGAGAUAUAUCGCCCAGUUGAUUAGUUUUUGUUGUAUGACUACGAUAUACAAAUAAAAAUUUACAAAUAACAAUUGAUUGAAUUAUUAUAUAUAUUGUAAUACAUUAUUAUUGUUCAAAAUUUCUGUAACUAAAUUUCAGUGUAUUUUUCGCAGAUCAAAAAAAGAUCUAUUGGAUCUAAUGGAAUCUCCUCAAUUUCCUUUGAAAGUCAUUUGAUAUUUUAGUAACCAUAAAAGCUUCUCGGAAAUUAUCUAUAUAACAACAAAAUAAAUACUUAUAAACAAAGAAAAACUUGUUCAAAAUAAACGCAGGAAACCGCAUUAAUGAAAACGAUUUUUGUAGAUUGAGUUUUAAAUUUGAUAAUUCCACGAACGUGAAGGUAGAAAACUUUAAUAAAUAUCGACCCAAUAUUUAGUGAAAUCAGGCUUUUGAUUGCAGUUAUUGCGAGCUCUACAGAAUAUAUCUACUCUUUUAUCACAACCCAGAAGCAACAGUUUUGGAAUCUGGUUAUUAGGGUCGGCAGAAAUUAGGCCCUUUUCUACUUUAACGAAGUCUGUUUGUUGAGAUUUUGUUUUUGUUCUGUUUAUAUAUCUGCUUUAUAGAUUAGGAUCACAAAUGAUGUCGUUUUUCUCCAUCUCCAUCCAAUAGCAAAAUCAUAUUUUUUCCAACCCAACUAUAGGUACACGGCUUUGGUUCCAAACCAUUAAAAGUUGAUCAUAAGGCAAAUUGAAAGCUGAAUCUCUAUUUAACAAUUCUAAUUUAUAGUAUUAACUAUUUUUGAUACGGCAUAUUUAAAAGUAUGAGCUAGAAAUGAACAUAUGUUUGAAUUGUCUUUUGUACUGCUUGCAAUCUGUUCCACGCAUUAGGGUGCAAUCGUAGUUGCUCAUUAUGCCUUCAUCCCAAAAUUAUUGGUUUACUCGGAGAAGCCUCUCUGCUCGUUCAUCGCUCAAGUGUUGGCAAGAAAAUUGAUGUUUUGAACAUUCGAGCUAAAAUCUUGUUGUAAUUUUUUAAACAUUUCAAACUUUGCUUCAGCUAUUAGUUUUCGAAUAUCAAGCCCAACAAAUAUUGCUUCUUUGAUUUUUGUGUAUAAUCAAAUACUACAGAAAUGGUCUUCCAAAAAAAUUCUUAAUAAGACUAAAUAUAAUGGGAGAUUGGGAUAUCAUAGUUUCAUGCGUUAAUUUUUCCAUAAUUCAGCUGUAUAAUAUAUUUUAGAUGUUUAAUAAUUGAUAAUCAUGAGUUAUUAGCGACUACUAACACGGAUAGCGAAAUCAAAAAGUUAUUUUUAUUUCGAGAAACUAAACAAUGAAAAAAUCCAGUCAGUUUCGGAGCUACAAAUUGUGCAAUUUAAGAAAUUACUUCCACCGAUUGGGAAAAUAUAUUCCGGAGUAUAAGCUAAAUGUAAAGUUGACAAAUCUGCAUACUUUUCUUAAUGUUCACUUAUUGCUUGUAGAAAAAUCUCAUUGUGUUUGAAAUAUAGUUCAAAACAUAUGUUCAAAUAAUUAAUAUGGUACCAUAGUUUUUUUGACAGUAUUUGUUAUUUUGGUUAUUAUGCCUAUUAUGUACCAAAUAAAUCAUUUUAUAUGAUAAAUACGCAAAUAAAUUAUUAAAGCCUCGUAUAAA
Molecule: messenger RNA, 10235 nt
Organism: Diorhabda carinulata
Lineage: Eukaryota; Metazoa; Arthropoda; Insecta; Coleoptera; Chrysomelidae
Exons: 2
Coding region: 4219-7710 (1163 amino acids)
Biological process (GO): cell surface receptor signaling pathway; G protein-coupled receptor signaling pathway
Cellular component (GO): membrane
Molecular function (GO): G protein-coupled receptor activity
Source: RefSeq, a predicted model, not a curated record